UGAUUAGUCAGCAUUCAAUCUCGGUGUUCUAAAUUAUUAUUUGACUCCCCUACAUGGAAAUUUCACAGAAAUCAUGUUCAGUCCCUACAUAAUAAAGUCAUGGUUAUGAUCACGUUCCUGCUCUGAGGUAUCAGGUUUUCCAAAUGCCUUCCCCAAGCAUCGGAAAUUCUUAAAAACCUCCCCUCAAAUUUCAAUAUUCAUGUUCUAUUUCUUUUUGUUGCUGGCGGCCGUCUUAGCUGUGUGAAAGCUGGAAAACGAGAGAGGUUAUGGGAAAGAGGAAGGUAUCUGAUAAUAACCCUAUAUUCAUAUAUCAAAACUCUCCACACCCAACCUUUGAAGCACGCUUCAGAAAUUAAAAUCAUGGGAUUCUCUUCUAGAUGGCGUUUCUUUCUCUCUCUGUAUUUCUUCUACUAUUUUUAUCUUACCAUUGCUGCUGAGCUGAAAUAUCUGUACCACGACUGUUACGUCAACGAUCAAAAUUACACCACCAAUAGUACCUACCAGGCAAACCUCAACCACCUUCUAAAUUCCCUUACCAACACCACCCCCAUAUACAAUGGAUUUUACAAUUCCUCUUAUGGGGAAAAUUCUGACAAAGUUUAUGCAAGUGCAAUCUGCAGACCAGACACGGAUCCAGACAGUUGCCGAGAUUGUGUAACUUUCGCCACUCGGAACCUGACACUUCUCUGUCCCAAGCAUAAAAUGGCAAUCGGCGGAUACGAUGAUGAUAACUACACUAACUGUAUGUUGCGGUACGCAGAUUAUGACUAUACUGGCGUAAUGGAAAAUGCUCCUUAUUUUUUUGUGUAUACGGAAAGUAACAUCACACAAAAUGUGGAACAGUUCAAUCAAACACGGCAGAGCUUGUUGCAGUGGCUAACAAGUGAAGCUGCAGCUCGGGGUCCUGACAAGUAUGCUGCUGGAAAACAAGUAGUUUCAGGAAUUUUAACAUUAUAUGGACUUGUUCAGUGCACUCCUGACUUAACCGAAAGUAAAUGCAAUGAGUGCCUCAAUGAUGCCAAUAAACUUAUGCCAAAUUGUUGUGAAACAAGCCAAGGGGGGAGAGUAAUAACCCCAAGCUGUAGUUUCAGAUACGGGAUAAGCGAAUUCUACAAUCCUUCAAUUGCAGAACCUCCAGUCCCCUCUCCAACACCACCAUCCGGAAAGAAGAACAAUAAUUUCAUCAUUAUUGUGGUUGUUUCGGUUGCUAUAUCGUUGAUACUAAUCAUAGUCGUCAUCAUCUUUAUAAGACGGAGGAAAUCGGAGAAGAAAGAUCAAAAUGUGGAAGAUAUAAUAGAUACAGCGUCCUUACAGUUCGACUUCAGCACCAUCAGGAUUGCCACAAACAACUUCUCUGAUGAUAAUAAGCUGGGACAAGGUGGAUUUGGAGCGGUAUACAAGGGCAUGCUUUCCGACAGACAACAAGUAGCUGUUAAGAGACUGUCUUUACAUUCUAAUCAAGGAGAAGUAGAAUUUAAGAAUGAGGUCCAACUAGUUGCCAAGCUUCAGCAUAGAAAUUUGGUUAGGCUCCUUGGCUUCUGCUUGGAACGAAAUGAAAGGAUUCUCAUCUACGAAUUUGUGCCUAAUUCAAGCCUCGAUCACUACAUAUCCAAAUCAAUCAACCAUGAAUAUAUGAACUGGGAAAGGCGUUACAAGAUCAUAGGAGGCAUUUCUCGAGGGCUACUUUAUCUCCAUGAAGACUCAAGACUUCGAAUUAUUCACCGUGAUCUCAAAUUAAGUAACAUUUUGUUAGAUGCAGACAUGAAUCCAAAAAUUUCUGAUUUUGGUAUGGCAAAAUUGUUUGAAAUGGAUCAGAGUCAAGGUAACACAAAUCAUGUCGUGGGGACCUUUGGGUAUAUGCCUCCAGAGUAUAUAAAACAUGGGCAAUUCUCAGUUAAGUCAGACAUUUACAGCUUUGGCGUUCUAAUUUUAGAAAUCGUAAGUGAUCAGAAGCGGAGUGGCUUCGAAAUCCAGGACGAAGACCUUCUAACCUAUGCGUGGAAAAGCUGGAAUGAAGGGUCAGCUGCAAAUCUAAUUGAUCCUUCUAUGAGGGAUAAUCCAACAACUGAAAUGAUGAAAUGCAUCCACAUUGCUUUGUUAUGUGUUCAGGAAAAUGUAUCUGACAGACCAACCAUAGGCUCAGUUGUUCAUAUGCUUAACAGCGACUCUGUCAAUCUCCCAGCGCCUAAAAGACCUGGAUUCUAUACGUAUACUGCAACAGAAUCACGGACGACACCAAAUAACUUAAUUCGACGCCGAACUGAAGGCGCCCCAUUAUCACAAAAUGACGUUUCAAUUACAGAGCUAUGUCCUAGAUAGUGUGAAUGAAGUUGAAAUGGGUCUCCUGAGAGCAGCUUCCAGGCAAUAGAAUAGUAGGCUGUAGUUCUGGAUAAUUCAAUAAAUUACAAAUACUAUUAAGGGA
Molecule: messenger RNA, 2422 nt
Organism: Mangifera indica (mango)
Lineage: Eukaryota; Viridiplantae; Streptophyta; Magnoliopsida; Sapindales; Anacardiaceae
Product: cysteine-rich receptor-like protein kinase 25
Exons: 7
Coding region: 361-2319 (652 amino acids)
Biological process (GO): protein phosphorylation
Molecular function (GO): ATP binding; protein kinase activity
Source: RefSeq, a predicted model, not a curated record